AUGAUUUUCUCUCAACCGUUUUGUCAAAAUAUCUCAACAACACCUCCAGCUUUAAAUAGCCCUAUACAAUAUGAUUCAUUUCCACAUACAGAUGACAAUCAUUUAGUUACGCGAAAAUUAUUAUCAUCUGAUGAAACAGAUACUUUAAUGCAAAAAUCACCCAUUUCUACUGUUGGUGAACAUAAUCAACUUCAGAACUUUCAGUCAACUGCGCUAAGAAAUGAAGAGUUCAGUUUAAUACAAAUGAAUGAUUUUCCAAAUCAAAAUGUUUCAGGAAGCAAUACAAUAUUACCACCUGUAAGUAAUAUACUGAUGCCAAAUAAUAUACACAUUAUGUCAGGUGAUAAGAAACACAUAACAAAUUCGUAUUAUUCUUCUGGUGUUGCAUCAAUAUCAUCAUCUUCACCUUUGAAUUAUCCUGAAUCUGAUUUAUCAAAUAAAAAUCUUAUCAAAUCAAGUUUCAUACCACAUGAUUUGGAGUAUCAAAGUGAGAGACUCAGAUUACAGUCAGAGCAGCAGCAACAACAACAACAACUGGAUUACAAUAUUUGUUUAGAUAAUCGUAAACAAAAUCUAGAAAAAUAUUCAUGUCGACAAAUGGUAGUAAAUGAAUCACCACUUCAUCCCUUGACCUUGUCAACAUCAAUUUUAUCAUCGUCAUCAUCAUCAUCGUCUUCAGUGAUUACAAUGCAAUCCAAUUUUGCUAAUAAUCAUUUAACUGUUUACAAUACUAAUAUGAACAGUGAAAGAAUUAAACGACCAAUGAAUGCAUUUAUGGUAUGGUCACGUUUACAAAGGCGUAAAAUGGCUGAAGAGAAUCCUAAACUUCAUAACUCUGAAAUCAGUAAGCAAUUAGGUAAUUUGUGGAAAUCUUUAACAAAUACUGACAAAAUUCCAUUUAUUGAAGAAGCUAACCGACUACGUGAUUGUCAUAUGAGACGUUAUCCAAAUUACAAAUACUGUCCUAGACGAAAACGCAAACCACCAACAAAUAAAGUUGUAUUACAGCAAAAAGUAAAAACUACUGCUGAAUUACCUCUUGAGUUAGUUUUAUGUCCUACCCGUUCAAAUUGUUUUCAAGCAGCAAGGUUAACAAGAGUUCCGAAAGCUGUCACUCAACCAUAUAAUAAACCACGUAUCCCUAUUAUUGCUCCGACAAUGAAAUCAUAUGAAAUAACACAAAAUAGAAAUAUGUCAAUAAAUGAGAUGAAUCAUAAACCAGAACCAUUUAUAGUAUCACAAAUGAACAUGAUGCCAAUGAGUAACAAGCCCAUAUCAAAUAUGUGUACAUCAGUUCAAAAUUUAAUGGCAAAUAACAAUUCAACAUAUUUUCAAUCAACGGAUACAAUUUAUGAUCCUUACAAAAUUCAAUUAACAAGUACAUUUCUUCCUAAUGUGAACAAUCGAAAUAAUAUGACUAAUUAUCCUGAUCAAAAAGAAUUUUACACAGACUUUAAUAUAUCUCAACCUACAACUAGUAAUGAUAUAAAUAAUUGUCAUCACGAUUCAUACACUUAUGAUACAUCGCAUUCACCAGAGAUCUAUUCAAGCUUUUUAGAUUCAAUUGAUUUACAAACAUUUUUCUAAAUUAUUUAUUCCUUGAAAUGUUCCCCUUUUGUUUUCCUUUCAUUGAUUAUUUCUUCUUGAUAUAUUGAUUCACAUGUAUUUUACUAUGUUAAUGAUUAGUCAAUUGUUCGAAUUGACUCAUCAUGCUUAUUCGAAAUAAUUUACAUCUGAAGAAGCAUAAUAAAAAAAGGUUCAUAUUUAUUGGUUUAUUAUUAGAAGUUUGAAAUUAUAAUUUUGAAUGUAGA
This is a messenger RNA of Schistosoma bovis, 1811 nucleotides long. Lineage: Eukaryota; Metazoa; Platyhelminthes; Trematoda; Strigeidida; Schistosomatidae. The record is from the annotation of a GenBank genome assembly.